Xiphophorus couchianus (Monterrey platyfish) is the source of this 4130-nucleotide messenger RNA. Its product is annotated as hyaluronidase-1-like. Bases 1768 to 3324 code for a protein of 518 amino acids. Gene Ontology annotation, biological process: carbohydrate metabolic process; hyaluronan catabolic process. The transcript is spliced from 5 exons. Gene Ontology annotation, molecular function: hyalurononglucosaminidase activity. Gene Ontology annotation, cellular component: cytoplasmic vesicle. The record is from RefSeq and is a predicted model, not a curated record. NCBI's taxonomy places the organism in Eukaryota, Metazoa, Chordata, Actinopteri, Cyprinodontiformes, Poeciliidae.
GAUCAACCAACUAUGAACGCAGGACAGAUUUACUUAAUUCUAGAAUUGAGUUCAGGUGUGGAGGCCGCACAAAAUCCUUCAGAGGGCCUCAAAUGGCCCCCGGGCCGCAAAUUUCCCACUUCUGGCCUCGUUUUUUUAUACAAAUAUCUUGAAAUAUGACAAAACUAACUCAUGUAACUUUUCAGCAAGAUAUAAAAGCUUGUUUUAAGUCAAUAAUUCAUUAAUAUUGAUGAAAAUGUUUUAAGUAAAUAAUAGUUCAAUAUUGACAGAGUAGUAUUAGUUCUACAUUUUUUCCAUUUUAUAAGUGAAAUAAUUUGCAGGUGGAGCUAGAACUUUAUCAUUAACAUCAAGGACUUUUUGACUUAAAACAAUCUCCUAUAUCUUGCUGAAAAGUUACUUGUUCGUUAGUUUUGUCUUAUUUUAAGCGUACUAAGAAACUAGACAAAAAAAACCAGUGAGAUUUUGUGUUUUUGCAGUGCAUUCAUCUUUUAGGAAGGGGAACUUCAGUCUCAAUCCUUUUGCAGAAUCUAACAAGGUUUCUUUCACCAUUUUUUUAAUUUAUCUGUCUCUUCCUCCUCUGCCACAAAAACCAGAUUUAUGAUGUGCAUGAAAAGUGAAUUUAAAAGUAAUGUAACACUUUGUGUUGGUCUAUACCAUAAAUCUCUGAUAAGUGCUUUAAAGUUUGCGGUUGUAAUGUGACAAAAUGUGAAACAGAAGAUAUCAAGGCUUUCGUAAAGCACUGCACACAAGCACAAAGAGGGAUUAGUUAGUCAUUUUCUGCUGCAAAACUUUAAUGACAGAAAGUCAAACUGUAUUAUAAACAAAGGGGACAGAAAAGUGAUGUUUGUUUAUAAAUUAUAAGCGUUUUUUUAAACAGCAGAGGGCUUGCUGGAAAUGACACUGUUUACAUUUUGCUCUCCGUUUCCCCCUGGGUCAGUUUCCCAAGGUGUCAGAUUCUUCGUCUCUCUGCAGGAUCUGAUGCUUCUGUAGUAAAUGUGUUGAACAAAGUGAAGGAAUAUGUUUGUUGCUGGGUGGUCAGAGUGGGAAUAAAGCACUUAAAUCAGCUUGGAGUACUACAGUAAUACACACCGGAAGUGCCAGAUUUCUUAAAAAUUUUAACUUCCCAAAGUGACCACUCUCUGGCGUCGGAUGUUUUUCCACGCAUUUGUAUUUAUUUGAAUGUAUUUGAAGUUGAUAUCUGGGUUUUUAUUUGUAUGUCCGAAUCAUGACUACUAAUGCCUUCAUACAGCUCACAGUGCAUGUAUUUUUACCUCAGAAUCACAAAGCAAGAACUUCAUUUGAGGGUAAGUUUGGAAACUGCUUAUACAUGCAAAAGUACAUGCUGUUUUCUUCUGAUUUGUCACUGCAAAUAAAGAGUUUUUUUGUGAGCCUGUGCAGUUUCUUGUAUAAAUCACUGGAAGCAUUAAUGGUAAGAUCUGACUUUGUUAUUACAAAGGUACAUAUGUGUUGUCUUUUGCAAAUAAAAGCAAAGUUUCAAUAGGAAUUCUUUGUGACUUAUUCAUCAGGACGGUCCAAGCCUGCUGUUCCCGGGAGGCAAGCGGCAGCAGCAGCCUCUUACUCCUUCCCUCUGUAAUUACAGGGUGUUGUUGGCCAAACGUUAUUUAUACUAUUUUAAUAAGCUGAGCAGAGCUUACAUGUGAAUUUGGAUGUGUAGGAGUUCAUUAUGGCUUUCUUGAUUGUCUCUUAGUACUCAGUGACCUGUCCUGUUAUUUCCAGCUCUGUUUGUGUGUUUAUAUUGAAAGCAGCAUGAGGGAGAGAAUGGCUGGAUUCAGUUUGAUCUGGCCUGUGACUUUAAGGCUGCUUUUGCAGGAUUUGCAUGUCUCUUCUCAUUUGCUGGUAGAAAUCUUGAGCUUGCGUCGGAUUGGUUCCAGUUCUGGUGUUUCACUUCCCCUUUCCCUGCUUGGUUUCCCUCCCUGUUUCAGUCAGAUCAUGAGACUUCUGGUGUCUUUAGCAAACCACAGAUUAGAACCUGUUGAAGGUUUUACAGUAGCCAUGAGGUUCUGUGAGGUGCUGCUCCUCUUUGGUCUGCUCAGACUAACUUCAGGGCUGCCUGUUGCCUCGCCUUUCAGCCAGGCGCCGUUUCUCACUGUGUGGAACGCCCCCACAGAGAACUGCCUCUCCCAGUACGGCGUGGAUCUUGACCUGGGGAUGUUUAGCAUCGUCCAGAACCAAAAUCAAACCUUCAUAGGUGAAAACGUCACUAUUUUCUAUGCUGACAAGCUGGGUCUGUACCCUCGGUACUCAGCCCAGGGCGAGGCCAUCAACGGCGGGGUUCCUCAGAACAGCAGCCUAGACGCUCACCUCCGACUCGCAAGCGAAGAUAUCCGCUACUACAUCCCUGACAGAGACUUCCAGGGCCUGGCGGUGGUGGACUGGGAGAGCUGGCGGCCAGUGUGGGAGAGAAACUGGGACAGUAAACAAGUGUACAAGGAGGGGUCAAAAGCCCUGGUGAGGGCCAGGCAUCCAGACUGGAGUCCUGCUCAGGUGGAGGCAGCGGCUCGGCGGAAGUUUGAGCAAUCUGGGAGGAAAUUCAUGGAGGAAACACAGAAACUGGGGCAGAAAAUGAGGCCAAGUGGCUUGUGGGGGUUUUAUGGAUUUCCCAAUUGCUACAACUAUUACAACGACAGGAGCGUAAACUACACAGGUGAGUGUCCAGAUGUGGAGCUGAGCAGGAACGAUGAGCUGUUCUGGAUGUGGAACGCCUCCUCCGCUCUGUACCCUGACAUCUACCUGAGCCUGGACCUGCGAGGCCUCGGCAAAGAGGUGCUGCUCUACGCUCAUCACCGCAUCCUGGAGGCCAUGAGGGCGGCAGAUCAGGUGACCCCGUCGCAGCUGCCCGUCUUCCCCUACGCCCGCAUCGUCUACACCUACACAUUAGAGUUCCUCUCCAAGGAGCAUCUGGUCCACACUGUAGGAGAGAGCGCUGCUUUAGGAUCUGCUGGGGUCGUGCUGUGGGGGGACCAUGCAUUCGAUAAAUCUAAGGCUACAUGUGAAGCAGUCAAGUCCUACAUCGACGAGACUUUAGGUCCCUACGUGGUCAACGUGACCUCAGCUGCCACGCUCUGCAGCCAGGCUUUGUGCUCCUCUCAGGGACGGUGUCAGAGGUCGGACCUGAAGUCGGGCGCCUACCUCCAGCUCGACCCUGCAGCCUGGAAGAUCCUGUCUGAGAAGAAACCGGCAGGAGGGACAAACUACAGGGUUUUAGGGCAGAUGGACGCACAAAGUGUGCUGCAGAUGAAGUCUGACUUCCACUGCAGGUGUUAUCCUGGGUGGGAAGGGAGGGACUGCUCCACGCCAGUUUAGAGAUUACAAUAGUUUUAAAUAAUAAGAGGGGGAAGUGAAAGCCAGAGUCUUUCUGAGAGGAGUUUGCUUGUUGCUCGUUUCAUCAGUUUCCUCUCAGAACCCAAAGAUGUGCCUUUUAGCAGUAUUUGCUUUUAGGUGUCAGUGUCUCUGUCGUUGUUCUGUGAUGGAUUUGCAAUUCCUAAUCAGGACCAAAUGGGUUUUGAAGAUGGAUGAAUGGACUGAGUUGAUUGAUUCUUGCUCAUUUCAAAACAGCUAUAUUUUUGGAAAUCAUGACUCAUUGUUUGUAUCUGUGUUUUGUUUUACAGUAUUGUCAGUAUGCACUGAUAUGGAUGUGUCUCUGUGUGUUUUUUUUUUACAUAAACCACUAAUUUGUUUUGGUGUCUGCCUACUUAAUCAAAUCCUUCUGCAAACUGCACAGAUCCUAUUAGUUUUCCAGGCAGACAGUAUUUAGAACACAAUGGCACGAGUUGUAAAAUGAACUCCCAAGUGGAAAAUUUGUUGUUUUGAUUUAAUGUUUUUGUAAAGGUGGUUUCAAAUCUUCACAUACAUCAGAUUGAAGAAAGUCUUUCUGAUAAUUUUAUACCAAAGUUUGAGAUAUGUUGUGAAUUGUUCAAUAUGUUCAGCUCCCUCCAUAACUACUGGAACCCUGGUAAAGAUUUUUUUUUUUUUACAACUUUUUAAAUAUUAUUCUAACUCUAAACUUAUGUAAGUUUCAGCAAGUAGCAAUUUUCUUGUAAUUAUUACCUGACUUGUGAGGAUAUUACAUACAUCUGCCUUUAUUAAAGAGGAUAUUUUAUUGUUUUUCC